AAACAGUAGCUUCGUUUAAUCCUCUAACCCGGAUGUUGACCUAAAAAAAAAAAACACGGGCACAUUUUUGUUCUCGUGGUUUCUGAGAUGGAUAAAAACAAUCGAAAAAGUUCCCAGGAUUUGCUGUCAUGUGGCAGCACUGGAAGUUUGGCUCAGAAGCUACUCAUAAAACCAUCAGCGCGCUUAAAGACGGAGAGAGUACCACAAAGCAGUGUGUUGGAUCGGCUACAGAGCUUCCUCCCGCAGAUCGCUGAAGCCAAUCAAAAGCUAAAGCAGCAGAUGGAAGAAACUCCUGCGGGACAUUUCAACAUCGAGGAAGUCGAGUCAGCAGAGAAAGUGAUUGAAAUGGACAUCGCAUUUGUCGAGUUAAGCGCAUCUGACAGUGAAUCCGAGGAGGACCUUGAAGAGUCUUCGGACUCGGACGUGGACGAAUCGGAGGUUGUUUUAACAGAGCGAAGACUGAAACUACCGGGACACAAAGGGAAGAAGGAAAACAUCGACAUCCAAGUUAUGGAUCAGCUUGGGAAAUAGAUGUGUCAUCCCAAGUGGACAUAUAAGACUUUCUAUUUACAAUGAGAGACUUUACUUUGCCAUCUCAAAUUUCUUUAGAGGGCAAAAAAAUGCCCCCAUAUAAACAAACACCCCAAUGAGAUCAGUUUGUGCUUCAUAAAAAAAAAAAAAAAAAAAAUCAUUGUUAUAUACUGUAUAAUGUGUGUUUUUCUUGUUGUGUUUGUAAUAAAAGCAGUCAUCACACCAACAAAUGUCCCAGAAAAGAACUCAUGGAUUUUUCAAUGAUAAUAUACAUUUAGUACAUGAUAUAAAUCCAGUUAGUUACCAAUUCUCACUGUCCAGGCCAGGAGGCUCUGAGGUUAAGGAGUAUUAAUACAUCAUUAGACGCCAAGUAGUAAACUCCCAAUUCGUUCAAAGCCGAUUGCGGCGACGGGUCACCGCUUCCCGACCGAUCCCUCGCGCCGUUUGGCAAACCGGACUCCUUGAUGAGGUUCUUCAGUAAGAUCGCAGAGCCCACGUUGAGGCAUAAGAUGAUGCAGGCUUCCUUCACGCUGGGGAAAAAAAAAUAAUU
Corythoichthys intestinalis (scribbled pipefish) is the source of this 1081-nucleotide messenger RNA. RefSeq names its product NOP protein chaperone 1 (gene nopchap1). The record is from RefSeq and is a predicted model, not a curated record. Bases 88 to 531 code for a protein of 147 amino acids. NCBI's taxonomy places the organism in Eukaryota, Metazoa, Chordata, Actinopteri, Syngnathiformes, Syngnathidae. The transcript is spliced from 4 exons. Gene Ontology annotation, biological process: box C/D snoRNP assembly. Gene Ontology annotation, molecular function: box C/D methylation guide snoRNP complex binding.